Vicia faba (fava bean) is the source of this 873-nucleotide messenger RNA. NCBI's taxonomy places the organism in Eukaryota, Viridiplantae, Streptophyta, Magnoliopsida, Fabales, Fabaceae. The record is from the annotation of a GenBank genome assembly.
AUGGCGACGAAUAUCGGCAUUAUGGACAGUGCGUAUUUUGUCGGCAGGAAUGAGAUUCUGAGUUGGAUCAACAAUCGACUCCAGCUCAAUCUCUCACGCAUUGAAGAGGCUGCUUCUGGUGCUGUACAAUGCCAGAUGAUGGAUGUGGCGCAUCGAGGUGUUGUUCCGAUGCAUAAGGUUAACUUUGAUGCAAAGACGGAGUAUGAUAAGAUCCAGAAUUACAAAGUUUUGCAGGAGGUUUUUAACAAGCUGAAAAUUGAGAAGCAUAUUGAAGUUAGCAGGCUUGUUAAAGGCAGGCCUUUGGACAAUUUGGAGUUCCUCCAGUGGCUGAAACGUUACUGUGAUUCUGUGAAUGGUGGCAUUAUGAAUGAGAACUAUAAUCCUGUGGAGCGAAGAAGUAAGGUCGGAAAGGACCGAAAUCUGAAAUGUUCUAUGAAGAAAUCAAAAUCACUGCAAAUGGAUAAUAUGCAUAACUCAGGCUCAGGCAACACACUUGGUCCUAAUAGAACCUCUGCCAAGCAUCCAUUCAGAUCAAGUGGAGUGGCAGAUGGGGCUAAUUCUUCAGCAGAGAUUCAAUCUCUGUCCAUAGAGGUUGCUGAUCUCAAAUUAACAGUGGAUGCCCGUGAAAAGGAGAGAGACUUUUACUUUGCAAAACUACGGGAUAUAGAAAUUAUUUGCCAGACUCCAGAAGUGGAGAAUAUCUCUAUUACUGUAGCAAUUAAGAAGAUUUUAUAUGCCACUGAUACAGAGGAAUCAGUGCUGGAUGAAGCUCUAGAUUAUCUUAAUCAAACUGUGAAUGCGGUAGAGGCUCAAGAUUAUCAUGGUCAAACUAGUGAUGCUGAAUCAGAUAUUGAAGCCGAUUCUCAAAACUAG